Molecule: messenger RNA, 1038 nt
Organism: Exophiala oligosperma
Lineage: Eukaryota; Fungi; Ascomycota; Eurotiomycetes; Chaetothyriales; Herpotrichiellaceae
Product: ribosomal protein L7/L12
Exons: 2
Coding region: 90-695 (201 amino acids)
Biological process (GO): translation
Cellular component (GO): ribosome
Molecular function (GO): structural constituent of ribosome
Source: RefSeq, a predicted model, not a curated record
CGCGCGAUCACGAAGUUCACUCACCUCUAAUCACGAUCUAGCACCUUAGGAAUCUCCUUGAUAUUCCUGUGCUUUCCAUUUCCGAGACAAUGUCGACCCAGAUUCCCUCCGCAACGUACCGUUGCUGCCAGCUCGCAGCUCGGACGCAAAAACGAAGUCUUUCCUCUCAAUGCCUCCGACUCUCCGCCUCGAGCUCCGCCGUCCAACACACACGACGCAAUGAUGUAUCUCAAAUAAGACAGUCAAGGAGAUGGCAAUCGACAGACGCCGCUGCUGCUCCGACAAACCCAAAAAUCUCAGCUAUCGUUGAUCAAAUAUCACAGUUGACACUAUUGGAGACCGCUGACCUGGUUUCGAGCUUGAAGACUCGAUUAAACAUCCCCGACAUGGCAUUUGCCGCUCCGGCGGCCGCCCCUGGCGCUGGUGCCGCUGCUCCAGCUGCAGCUGAGGAGGAGGAAGCUGCUCCUGCCGCAGCUGAAAAGACAAUGUUUGCCCUGAAGCUCGAGUCCUUUGAUGCAGGUGCCAAACCCAAGAUCAUUAAAGAGGUCAAGAGCAUGCUUGGCCUCAGUUUGGUGGACAGCAAGAAAUUCGUCGAGAGCGCCCCCAAGGUGUUGAAGGAGGGUGUGCCCAAAGAAGACGCUGAGAAGAUCGUGGAGACGAUGAAGGCCCUAGGUGCCAAGGUCACCAUGGAUUAAAGAGUUCAUGGAGGAUGAGCCAGUGGUCAAGAUACGGUCGCGGUUGGAAAGCCCGACUGGAAGAGUCGUCCACAACCUCCACGGUCUGUCCUGCUGCUGCAUGUUCGGUGAAGGUAGAGCUGGACGUUCAGGCAGUUUUGACAGGGUAGACCGAGGUCUGUAUUCUGCAUCAUGCCUUGCAGCCCCGAGAAGGCUGUUUGACUACGCAAGAUAUAUGCGCUGUCUGAGUAAAAGGCUACCACGGUGUAACUAUAAGGCAGGAUUGUGGGAGAUAUUUGAAGAUUCAGAUGUACAAUUGAAAUCAAUCUUUCUCGAUAUGUGGCCAUCAGUUGCUAUCUUGUCU